This is a messenger RNA of Exophiala oligosperma, 2633 nucleotides long. RefSeq lists its product as uncharacterized. Gene Ontology annotation, cellular component: endoplasmic reticulum membrane. Gene Ontology annotation, biological process: lipid storage; lipid droplet organization. NCBI's taxonomy places the organism in Eukaryota, Fungi, Ascomycota, Eurotiomycetes, Chaetothyriales, Herpotrichiellaceae. The record is from RefSeq and is a predicted model, not a curated record. The transcript is spliced from 2 exons. Bases 155 to 1453 code for a protein of 432 amino acids.
AUUUGUAUUUCCACUCAUUCAAUCGAGAUUGUGAACUUGUUUCGAAUUUCCUUUUCAUGGGGUAACUAUGAACCUCGCAGCCUCGUGAGAGCCCACAGAAUGCACCUCGUCCUGCCGUGACGGCCACUGCGACCGCGCCAGACCAGAACAAAACAUGGCCGACCUCGUCGCGUUCAACGACGAUGGAGAACGCGACGACUCGAUCUUCCGGCGAGCUUGGUAUCUGGCUCUCACGCCAGCCCGCGUCCUCACCUCCCGUACCGCCGUCAAAGCCUACCUGGGCACCCUCCUCUUCUUGACCACCUCCACCGUCCUCCUCACGGUCUCCUCCACCGCGUUCGGCUUCUUCUACUACAACUACAUCCCCCAGAUCGAUCUUGAACGCGUCUUAUACCUGCAAUAUGGCGAGGGGCCGCGACACCCGCCGCACGCGACGAUUGCACUCGACACGACCGCCCUGAUAACUCAACAGGCGUACGACGUGGAUCUGAUACUCGACAUGCCCAGGACACCUACGAACCUCGACGCCGGGAAUUUCAUGCUGGACCUGUCGUUACUCGGGCCCGGACCCAAUGUGGUGCGAAACGUCCCUGAGCCUCUGUCGUCGUGGCUCGGCAAUAUCACCGUGGACAACGUCUACUCUCGUUCACGGAGACCUACCAUCCUACCGUACUCUUCUCCGAUCCUUUCAGUCAGCAACACACUCCUGUACCUGCCGUGGCACAUGCUCGGAUUACGGGACCUAGACGCGGCCCACCUGGUCGUGCCGAUGUUUGAAAUGAUCACAUUCCCCCGAGGGGCACGAAACAUACCGACCCACGCACGAUUGGAGCUGCAGUCGACCAGCGUCCUGCAGGUUUACAGUGCAAAGUUGGUGUUCCGUGCCAAGUUCCAGGGUAUGAGGUAUCUGAUUUACAAUUACCGGGUACCUGCCUUCGUCGUCUUCACGGCGCUGUUUUACACCGUCAGUGUGACGAGUAUGGGUUUGGCCUGGGCUUUAUUGUCGAUGCUCUGGUCUAAGAAAGAUGACGGCGACGGGAGAGACCGCACCGUGAUGAAGAAAGAAGGACGCCAGAGUGACAUCAAGCGUGAAGAUGAAGGACGACGUAAAAUUAAGGAAGAAGAAGAAACAGACUCCUCGCAGCAUGGGUUAUCACUUUCGAAUUUAUCAGAUACCGCAGCACAAUUUCCCACACGGACCGGACAGAUGCCUUUGAGGUUCGAAGGGCGAUCUCCAGCAGCAGAUGCAGAACAGGAUGAAGAGGUGGAGCGUUUGACGCCUCCACCUGGUCCUGAUGAGGUUGCAGACGACGAGGAAGAAGAGGACGAAACGCAAGAAAUUCGUGGUAGAAGAUUCGAAGGCGAUUCUGGGAUUGGGACAAGUAUGGAAAGUGAGCAUCAAAGUUCUGGCAUCGUCAGGAGAAGAAGUUCCAGAGGCCUUUCAAACAGAUGAAGGAUUUAAGUCUUUCUGGUCGUCUACGGCUCUGAUGCCUCAAAUCGAUUGCUCGCAUCACAAACUCCCUUGAUCGCUUUCACAACUUGCUUGGCCCGUUGUUGAUUUCCAUUCCAAACGUGCUCUCAACGAGAAUGCAAAAUGUCAUCGACUAUUCCCGCCAUCAGCAGCAAUCGUUCGUCCUCCUGCUUCAUUCCCACGAGUUGAAGUGCGGUGGGAGCAUUCGCAUAGUCCUCGGGCCCGGGAAACAUCGAGUACAGUUUCUCGUCGUCUUCUCCAUACUUUGCCGCCUGGUCGACGACAUCCGAUGUCUCGUCGACCUUUCCGACCGGAAUGAUGCAGGAUGGGUAGUCGACCAGGUUCCACAAUGCCAGUGCCACCGACGACCACGAAUCGAUCGGGGGUGCGGUGUGUGGAGCCAGAGGACCAAGGAUGGCGUCGAGUCUGUUCUCGAGCCACAUGUCCCUGUACGCCGUCUCGGCUUGUUCGCGCGCGACGGUCCAUGCGAAUAGGUCGUCCAGGGACUUGGACGGCAUGGACAUUAGACCGAUACGUUUCACCGACUCGACCAGUGGUUCGUCUGCUGCGGAGAGGUGACCACGGACGGUCUAGUCGUGAAAGAUGGAUAUGUCAGUUGGUCUGUGUUUCGCAUGGCAAAAGCUGGACAUACCUUGCAACCUUCAAGAGAAUAAGAUGUCCACGCCGUCCCGAUAUCUCUCAUGACAUUUGGCAAUUCAACAUGAACCAGUUCGACACCGGCGACGCGCAGUUUCUCCGUCGCUUCGGCCAGUGCCCGCCUGAUAGGUGGAGUGGGCGUCAACAACCCUUCGUCCUGGACGACACCUACCUUCAGACCCGCUGCUGCGCGGGGUGGCGUCUCGAGUCCUCGCCACGGAACAUGCAAGCAAUUCACGUCGACCUUCCACGGGUCGUGCGUCAUGACGGUUUUCAUCAACAACUCACAACUGCGCAUGCUCGUCGCCAAGGGCCCCGCGACGGGCAAGAUGCCCGCGUGUCCCGGGGCCGUGGGGUUCCUUUGUCCGGCGAACGGCACGAUACGCUCGGACGGUUUGAAGCCGUACACGCCGCAGCAGUGUGCCGGGAUGCGGAUGCUCCCCGCGACAUCGGUGCCGCUGCCUAGCACGCUGCCGUGCAUGGCGACCAGGGCUCCCUCGCCGCC